Molecule: messenger RNA, 1419 nt
Organism: Ostreobium quekettii
Lineage: Eukaryota; Viridiplantae; Chlorophyta; Ulvophyceae; Bryopsidales; Ostreobiaceae
Source: the annotation of a GenBank genome assembly
AUGGAGCAGUACCUGACUGGCGCCGCGCCCUACAGCAUCGCCAACGGCGUACCGUCCAAGCGCGCCGAGCCCAAGGAGCUGUCCGUGGCAGAGCGCGUGGAGGCGCUGUGGGAAAGGGUGAAGAAGCGCGACCCGCACCAGCCCGAGUUCCUGCAGGCGGUCGAGGAGGUCCUCACGACGAUGGGGGCCGUGUUUGAGAAACGCCCCGAGCUGGUGACCGUUAUGGAGCGCCUGUGCGAGCCCGAGAGGCAGCUCAUCUUUCGGGUGCCUUGGCUAGACGACGAGGGAAAUGUGCAUGUGAACCGCGGCUACCGCGUGCAGUUCAACUCCGCAUUGGGGCCGUACAAAGGCGGCCUGCGCUUCCACCCCAGUGUCACGCUUAGCGUCAUCAAGUUCCUGGGCUUCGAGCAGAUAUUCAAAAACAGCCUCACGACGCUGCCACUGGGGGGCGGCAAAGGAGGCAGCGACUUUGAUCCAAAGGGGAAGUCUGACAAUGAGAUUAUGCGGUUCUGCCAGUCUUUCAUGACCGAGCUCUUCCGACACAUCGGCGCCAAUACGGAUGUUCCUGCCGGUGACAUCGGAGUCGGGGGAAGAGAAGUCGGCUACAUGUUCGGCCAGUACAAGAGGCUGGCGAACAACUUCUCCGGGAUUCUGACUGGAAAAGGGUUCAACUGGGGCGGCUCCAACAUACGCCCCGAGGCCACGGGCUACGGCGUGGUGUACUUCGCUCGCGAGAUCUUGCAGGAUGCCGGGGACUCCCUGGAGGGCAAGCGCGUCGCGGUGUCCGGCUCCGGCAACGUGGCGCAGUUCACGGUUGAGAAGCUGCUGGAUCUCGGCGCGGUGCCCGUGUCCAUGAGCGACUCCUCGGGGUGCGUUAUCGAGGAGGACGGAUUCACGCGGGAGGGGCUGGCGGCGGUGAUGGAGAUCAAGAACGUCAGGCGGUCCAGGAUCAAGGCGUACCUUGAGGCCUCCAGCACGGCGAAGUUCGUUGAAGGAGAGCGGCCCUGGAAGCACGUGACAGUGGACAUCGCCAUGCCUGCAGCCACACAGAACGAGCUGGACUUGGAAGACGCCAAAGCGCUGGUCGCUUGUGGCUGCAAGUUGGUGGUGGAGGCUGCCAACAUGCCAUCCACGCCUGAGGCCAUUCACUAUCUGCACGAGAACGAUGUCCAGUUUGGACCCGCAAAAGCAGCGAACGCUGGCGGCGUCGCCGUGAGCGGGCUGGAAAUGUCCCAAAACAGCCUCCGCCUGCAGUGGUCCCGGGAGGAAGUCGACGAGCGCCUGCGCGGCAUCAUGAAGAACAUCUUCGCCUCCUCCAAGGCAGCCAUGGACGAGUACGGCACGCACCUCCAAGGGGGCGCGAACAUCGCCGGCUUCCUCAAGGUGGCGGACAGCAUGCUGGCACAGGGCGCCGUCUGA